Messenger RNA from Lasiosphaeria miniovina, 729 nucleotides. RefSeq names its product mediator complex, subunit Med18. The transcript has 2 exons. Gene Ontology annotation, molecular function: transcription coregulator activity. Gene Ontology annotation, biological process: regulation of transcription by RNA polymerase II. Lineage: Eukaryota; Fungi; Ascomycota; Sordariomycetes; Sordariales; Lasiosphaeriaceae. Bases 1 to 729 code for a protein of 242 amino acids. Gene Ontology annotation, cellular component: mediator complex. The record is from RefSeq and is a predicted model, not a curated record.
AUGCCUCACGAAAUCUUUCUGACGGCUGUCGUGAACGAGCACGAUUUUGAUGCGGCCGUAAAGGUCCUCGGGGGUAUCACGGCAAUGCGCGAACAGCAGCACAUCUCCCGCGUUCACUAUUACAUACGCGACGUCAGCGUCAGGGGCCUGCCCUCAAUCAAGGAGAUCCAGAAGGAGAAGGGCCCAACUUCUGCAUCGUGGCAGGAACUGCACCAGAUUCUUCUCAAGCAAUCCUACAUCCUGCACACCCGCCACCGUGACUUCCUGGAUCCCACCUCUCCCGGCCCCGUUUUGAGAUUCUGCGACCAACCAGACCCCGAGAGCAACCGCUACCCGCGCUUCAUCACGCAACGCAAAAUUCUCGAGAUCAAUGAUCUCAGAACUGAAAAGAUUCUGGCCGAAAGCAAAUUCACGUUGAAAUCAGAGAUGGUUGAGGAGUCGUACCACUGGUGGCUGAAUGACCUCGAAUACGCACUCACCCGGAUCUUGCCUGUGCCUCCUGGCUCCCCGCUGCCGCAGCAGGUGUCGGACCUCAACGACCUACAGCCUCUGAGCUCGUUCUGGAUGCUUUAUGUCCGCACUUGGGUCGAGUCCAACCCCGAGCGCAUGCAGCUAGCCUACGUCCGACUGAAUCAAGUUAAGAACGACUUCACUGGCCUCUUUGAGUUCAAGACCAUGGACCGCCGCGCCCACGACACGAGAAACAUGGAACCCCGGGGAUCGGUCUAG